AUGGAAGCAAUUAAGGACAUCACGGAGACGGCGGCCGUGGACCUGGGCGACCUGCUGGACGCCGGGGACGGCGCUGUGGUGAUACUCGAGGCAGGUGACACGCGGCUGUUGGCGCACAGGGCCGUCCUGGUGGACAGGAGCCCCGUGUGCGCGGCCAUGUUCGCGGCCAUGUUCGCGCACGACACCCUCGAGACUAGCACCGGCGUGGUGAGCAUCCCGGACGUGGGGGGCCCGGUGCUGAGGCAGCUGGUCUCCUACCUGUACACCCUGCGGGCCCCCCAGCUGCCCGGCACGGCCCCCCAGCUGCUGGCCGCAGCAGAUAAGUACGGGGUGUCGCGGCUGAAGGCGGAGUGCGAGCGGCAGGUGGCUGCUCAGCUGACCGUCGAGACCGCGGCAGCCGCAGCCACCCUCGCAGUCCGCCACUCCUGCAGUGACCUUAGGCGCACCGCCAUCGAAUUUAUUAAGACUCGUACCCACGAGGUGAUGGCCACUCAGGGGUGGGCAGAUGCCAUGCGGAAGCAGCCGGAAGACUUGAUCAAAGUGAGCCGGUUGCCGUAUGAUCCACCACCACGAACCAGCGCACCAGCCGCCACCAUCACCACUGCCACCGCCACCACGGCCAGCACACCCUGCCAGCCACCUGCCGCUGCUGCACCGCCCAUGUCUCCUCCACCUGGACAAGCCACUGUCUCUCGCAUCUGGAGCAUUUCUGCGGAGGAGAGAAGCAGGAAGCUGAUAGAGGCAGCUAAGGAGGGGUUGGUGGAGCAGCUGCGAGCGUUGCUUCUGGCAGGGACGGACGUGCAUGCGAGGGACAGAGACAGACGGACUGCCCUGCACUGGGCGGCAAUCAGGGGACACUUGGAGGCGGCGAUCAGCCUUGUGGGAGGCGGUUCAGAGGUGAACGCCAAGGACAGCUGGCACAACACGCCUCUGCACUUGGCUGCACGGAGUGGCCAUGGAGCUGUGGUGUGGCUGCUUUUGGGGGCCUACGCUGACCCCAACGAGAGGAAUCAGUGGGGUUCGACGCCGCUGCACAGGGCGGCAAUUGGUGGCCACAUAGAGGCGGCAGCAGUACUGAUGCAGGCUGGAGCCGAUACAGAGGCCAGGGAUGAGGAUGGGGAGACCCCCCUGGACCUCGCCUGGAAAAACAACAAGCACCAGCUGGUGGACUUGCUAACACAUAGUUGA
Messenger RNA from Schistocerca serialis cubense, 1188 nucleotides. Its product is annotated as ankyrin repeat domain-containing protein 2-like. The transcript has 3 exons. Gene Ontology annotation, molecular function: protein binding. The record is from RefSeq and is a predicted model, not a curated record. The coding region runs from base 1 to 1188 and encodes 395 amino acids. NCBI's taxonomy places the organism in Eukaryota, Metazoa, Arthropoda, Insecta, Orthoptera, Acrididae.